This is a messenger RNA of Ipomoea nil (Japanese morning glory), 1812 nucleotides long. RefSeq names its product protein FAR1-RELATED SEQUENCE 5-like. Gene Ontology annotation, molecular function: zinc ion binding. Bases 1 to 1812 code for a protein of 603 amino acids. The transcript has 2 exons. Gene Ontology annotation, biological process: regulation of DNA-templated transcription. Lineage: Eukaryota; Viridiplantae; Streptophyta; Magnoliopsida; Solanales; Convolvulaceae. The record is from RefSeq and is a predicted model, not a curated record.
AUGGCCAGGAUUGUGUUCAAGAGGAAUACUGCCGGCAAUUAUGCAGUGAGGACCUUCGAAGAGAGGCACGCACACUACUUGUGCGUUGAGAGCUACAAACCAUUCCUGAAGGUCAACAGGAAGCUUGAUAUUGGUCACCAACAGUUCAUAACGAACUGCGCAAAGGUCAACGUCGGAGCAAGUAAGAGUUUCAACAUAUACGCGGAGCUAGUUGGGGGAGUAGAGAACGUGGGAGCUACACAAUUGGAUUUCAAGAACUACCGGAGGGAUGUGUUGGCAUACAUGCACUUAGGGGAUUGUCAGAUGGUCCUGUCCAAAUACCUAGAUAUUAAGGGCGAUUACAGUGACAUGUACUUCGAAUACGAGGCGAACGAAGCAGACCAACUAACACGAAUUUUCUGGGCGGAUGGGUACAACCUCGUUUUUGUCCCGUUCACCGGCGUCGACAACCACAAGAAAUGUGUUACAUUCGCAGCAGCCCUCAUCUCUCGGGAGGACGUGGACUACUACUGUUGGGCAUUAAGACACUUCAAGAUCGCUAUGGGCGGUGCGCCACCUAUCGCAAUGACGGAUCAAGACCCUGUAAUGAAGGUCGCGGUCGCGAAGGAAUUCCCGGAUACUCGCCACCGAUAUUGUAUGUGGCAUAUAAUGACGAAGGUGGGGGACAAAGUAAGCCAUGACUUAGCGCGGAACGAGGAGUUCCGAAAGGAGCUGAAUGUCGUCGUUUGGAACGACACCGCGAUAGCUGAUUAUUUCGAGGAGGCAUGGAGCAGUGUUAUUGAGAAAUAUGGGCUGACUGACAAUGCGUGGUUCAAGCGUAUGUACGAUGAGCGCGCAUCCUGGGUUCCUGCAUGCUUCGAAGGUGUUUUUAUGGGGGGGCUACUCCGUACUACAUCCCGCUCCGAGGCCGAGAACAGGAUUUUCAGAAGCAACACUAACAAGCACAUAUGUCUCACUGAAUUUUUCAUCAGGUUUGAGAGUACGGUCAGAAAGCAGCGAAUAACCCAAUCGGAACUUACAGGCGCAAGCGAUGCACAGACCCCCCCAUUUAAGACACCACUGCCGAUCGAACGAAGGGCAACAUCACUUUACACUUUAACUAUGUUCUACGAUGUCCAACAUGAGAUCGUGGCAGGGUGUUUUGAUUGUCGGGUGCGGUCAUGCGCCGACGGUGGCGCCGUCACCACCUAUGUGGUAGAGGAUGAACACGCGACGCGGUACACGUUGACUUUUGAGAAUGCUACCCAUACGACCCACUGCCAAUGUCGACUAUACACAAGGAUAGGCCUAUUGUGCAGGCAUGUGUUUGCCGUCUUGAUGUAUGAGCCUAUUGAGAACAUACCUCCUCAGCAUGUCACCCCGCGGUGGACACGCACUGCCGUACAACAUGCACCAACUGAGGGUGGGCAGCCAAUGUCGGAACGCUUGACAUCGUCGUCACGUGGGGAUUCAGAAGAGAGUAACGUGGUAAACACGUUUUAUAAAUGCUUAGGGCUGGCACAAGGUGACCACCAGAAAUUGCAUCACCUCGGUGAGGUUCUCGCGUCGCUAGAAACUCAGUUGUGCGAAAAUAGCGACGAACAGGUUGCUGUUGCGAGGGGAAAACGGGCGAUAAUGGAGUCCUACUGUGGCGCACCAGCCCCUGAAUCAGUGUCCGUGCACCCGCCCCCUGUGGUUAGCAACAAGGGGUCAGGCAAACGACUAAGGUCUGCUAGAGAGAUUGCCAUGAAGGAGCAAAGCAAAAAAAAACGCACAUGCAAAACAUGUGGUUUUGCGACUGGACACAAUAGCCGAAGCUGCCCACAGAAAUGA